CAUCGUUUAUUGUACCAGCUCUAGUUAUAAUAGCAACAAUUGAAAACGAAAAUAUAAAGUAAUUCGGCGCAUUUAAACACCGCGAAGAAGACAAUUGCAUAAAGGAGGAGAUAACGAGAAUCGCGAGAAAAACAGACGUGAAAAUAAUAAUAUCGUUUGUCACCUGCAUCCCCGUGUGUGUGUGUGUGCGUCAGUGCGUGUUCGUGUGUUUGUGCUUUGUUCUGCGAGCGUGUCGUUUUGGUUGAAAUGGCAAAGAAAACCUACGACCUGCUCUUCAAACUCUUGCUGAUCGGCGACUCGGGAGUGGGAAAGACGUGCAUAUUGUUCCGAUUUUCGGAUGAUGCGUUUACGUCCACAUUUAUAUCGACCAUCGGAAUCGAUUUCAAAAUCAAAACAGUCGAGCUGCGCGGCAAGAAGAUCAAGCUGCAAAUAUGGGAUACCGCCGGUCAGGAGCGCUUCCACACGAUAACCACCUCGUAUUAUCGAGGGGCCAUGGGCAUAAUGCUGGUGUAUGACAUAACGAACGAGAAGAGUUUCGAGAAUAUAGUCAAAUGGUUACGGAAUAUAGACGAGCACGCCAACGAGGAUGUGGAGAAGAUGAUCUUGGGCAACAAGUGCGAUAUGACGGACAAGCGGGUCGUGAACAAGGAGCGCGGCGAAGCGAUUGCCCGUGAACAUGGCAUUCGGUUUAUGGAAACAUCCGCCAAGUCGAACAUAAACAUCGAGCGGGCCUUCUGCGAGCUGGCCGAGGCCAUUCUGGACAAGACAUCGGGACGCGAGUCGGCGGAGAAUCCGGAGCGCGUGAUCAUCGAUCGGCGGAACAACGAGAAGGCGCAGGGCUACAGCAAGUGCUGUGCGUAAAAAGCGGCAUUCGAGGCGAACGGGGCGUGGUUUUGGCCCGGUUUGUGUGCUUAGCUGUGCGUGGGAAAGACGGCGGAAGACGGCGAAGGAUGGAUGGAAUUGUAUUAGAUCGGAUUGGAAUGCGUUGGGGGUCGGUUUCUGAAACUGAUCCGUACAAACGAAAUGGGGAAACAAAGCAAUAAACCCGGGGUCACUCGCGCACGGUGGGAACUUACUUAUAACGAGGAUACGAAGAUGGAACAAGCAACAGAAACAACCUACCUAAAGUUUAGCAACAGAUAUUGUAACACGAACAUUUGGAAGAAUCUUUACAAAAAAAAAAAAACCCCAGACGAUUGGUGGUCGGAUCAGAUAGCAAGUGGAAUGGGCUACGUUAGCACAGCUCCAAUCAGAGGAGUAUAUUUGCAUUUCGGGUUGCAUUCUUUCGGUCAGCUAACGUGGACAUAGAAGAUCAGUUCCAGGGACUUAAGAUAAACAAAGACGGCAGACAUAAGCAACUUUUGUAACGUAACUUUUGAUAUAUAUAUAGUCUUACGAUUCCUGUACUCAAUCGUUCGUUCGUUCGCCAUCACUCGCACUUCUCCCCUGCCGCCCCCCGCUUAGUGUUUUGUUUUUGUUUUGCGUUUCAGUCUAGAUAUAAAUAACACCUAUACAUAUUAUACAUCGGAUAGUAUAUAGCAUAUACAUACCUUAGCUUGCUUUCGCUUUGUUUUCUACGAUACUAAGAUACUAAGCCAGCGAUACUAAGAUUUCGAUGGAAGGGGAGGUAGGGGUUAUUAGAUAGUAGAUUCGUACAUAGAUCCUCUCUGCAGUCACUCCACUCAUCAAGCCCGGGGUCAGAGUUCGAGCUGUUCCGAAAUUGUUUUCUGAUUAUUGCCUAUAUAUAAAUAUGAAUCAUAUAUUGCAUCGUUUUUAUGUGCAUUAUUCGCGCCCGCACACCCAAUAUUAUUAUAUAUGUGUACACUUAAAGGGGGCGUGGGUGUGCGCGCGAGUAUAUCUCCAAGUAUGUGUAUGUAUGUAAGGACGGUGCACGCCAUGAAUGUAGCA
Drosophila suzukii is the source of this 1908-nucleotide messenger RNA. It is a transcript of the gene Rab10, whose product is annotated as RAS oncogene family member Rab10. Gene Ontology annotation, cellular component: Golgi apparatus; recycling endosome; insulin-responsive compartment. Lineage: Eukaryota; Metazoa; Arthropoda; Insecta; Diptera; Drosophilidae. Gene Ontology annotation, biological process: cellular response to insulin stimulus. The record is from RefSeq and is a predicted model, not a curated record. Gene Ontology annotation, molecular function: GTP binding; GTPase activity.